AUGGCCACGUCCACCGUGCAAUCCAACGUAAGUUCCGAUAACCAACAAAAAUUAGAAACUUUGAAGAGACUACGAGAAAACGUCAAUUGGGAAAUCGAAGACAAGCGAUAUGAACUGCUCAAUCAACUUUAUCCCUUGGUCAAAAAUUGGACGAAUCAACUUCCAAAUCUCCGGGACAUUUUUCGGGCCGAAGAAAUUGAUUGGUUUCUUAUAGAGUCUAUCAAGUCCGCGGAUUUUGAGAAUUUCAGAGUUUAUAUAGUUCCAUUCGUAAAUUUCUUGCGCAGAACCGGCUAUAAGGACGAACCUAAAUUAGACAAAGAUGGCACGCCACUUUGGCGUCACACCACACCAGUUAGCAGUUAUUAUACCAGACGCGUCAUCUUUGAUCUCUUUAAAAUAUACGAAAGAUAUAGAGGCUGCACUUAUUCAGAUCUCGCUGUUGUUCGAAGAUUCCUCGAGCUCGGUCAGGAUCCCAAUUGUCUCAUACGAAAAACGGGUCGAUCGACGCUACACAUGGCUCUGGCAGGUGACAACAGUUUAUUAUCCUCAUUGCUACUAACAGAAGGCGCUGAUCCUUUAUUAGCAGAUCAGGAUGGAUUAACACCUCUUCAUAUUGCUUGCACGGUAUUCCACACUGAUUCAAUAAUCAAAAGACUCCUCAAAUAUCCGAUGGUACAAGUCGAUGCUCUGGACAAGUUCGGCCGGACACCUUUACACUAUACUGUGAUGGUGAAAUAUAAUGUUGUACCAAAACAUAUCCAAAUGUUGCUUGAAAAUGGCGCUAAUCCGAACUCAGCAGACUUGGAUGGAUUAACACCUUUGCAUUUAAUUUGCCAGAGAAAAUACGAUGUCGACUUGAUAGAACCAUUUUUUAAGAUCUGUGGCAAAAAUCAUCAACUAGUGCAGGUCGACCCUCAAAAUAAUCGGGGUCGAACACCACUAUAUUAUGCUGUAGCGAAUCUUUUUCCAAAUAAUGUAGAUUCUCUUUUGAAUCGAGGGGCUGAUUUAUCUAGCUUGGUUUUCCCAACUGAAAGUUACUUCGAAGAGGGAAUCAAAGUGUGGCAAGAGCGAUAUUAUGAUUAUAAAUUGAGAAUAGCGUCUGGGGCUAUGGGUGUCGUGGACAAUCUUGAGGAAAGAGGAUACGAGCUAGAUCAAAACAACGUUUUCAUGAUCAUGAAAUGGUACGCCAAGUAUGGAUUGUUCGAAAAGUCGGAGGAACUUGAAAAAUGUCUCGAGGACGAGGAGUUUAUGUUGCUAUGCUGA
Molecule: messenger RNA, 1263 nt
Organism: Trichogramma pretiosum
Lineage: Eukaryota; Metazoa; Arthropoda; Insecta; Hymenoptera; Trichogrammatidae
Product: ankyrin repeat, PH and SEC7 domain containing protein secG-like
Exons: 2
Coding region: 1-1263 (420 amino acids)
Molecular function (GO): protein binding
Source: RefSeq, a predicted model, not a curated record